AUCAGCUGAUCUCGCGAAUCCGCGGGGCUGUCGGGUUUGCGCCCAGAGCUCAGCGCGGCGCUGCCGGUGGAGCUUCAGGUCUUAAUGUGCUUUUUGCAAAAAGGGAAUGAUUUUGUGAUGGAGAAUUCUCCGUGACCGAUGGACUCAAAGAAGAAAAGCUCUACAGAGGCAGAAGGAUCCAAAGAAAGAGGCUUGGUCCAUGUCUGGCAGGCAGGAUCCUUUUCCCUAACACCGGAGAGGUUGCCAGGCUGGGGAGGAAAGACUGUUCUACAAGCAGCCCUGGGAGUGAAGCAUGGAGUUCUUCUGACUGAAGAUGGUGAGGUCUACAGCUUUGGGACCCUUGCCUGGAGAAGUGAACCAGCAGAAGUUUGUCCAAGUAGCCCCAUUCUAGAAAAUGCUUUGGUUGGGCAUCAUGUUGUUACUGUGGCAACAGGGAGCUUCCACAAUGGAGCAGUGACAGAUAGUGGCAUAGUGUACAUGUGGGGGGAGAAUUCUGCUGGCCAGUGUGCAGUAGCUAACCAGCAGUAUGUGCCAGAACCGAACCCUGUCAGCAUUUCUGAUUCGGAGACCAGUCCUUUGUUAGCGGUCAGAAUUUUGCAGUUGGCAUGUGGCGAGGAGCAUACUCUGGCAUUGUCAAUAAGCAGAGAGAUUUGGGCCUGGGGUACCGGUUGCCAGCUGGGUCUCAUCACCACUACCUUCCCAGUGACAAAGCCACAAAAGAUAGAACAUCUUGCUGGGCGAGUGGUGCUACAAAUUGCCUGUGGUGCUUUCCACAGCCUAGCCCUUGUGCAGUGCCUCCCGUCCCAGGAUCUGAAGCCAGUCCCCGAAAGAUGCAACCAGUGCAGCCAGCUCCUAAUUACUAUGACCGACAAAGAAGACCAUGUGAUUAUAUCAGACAGUCAUUGUUGCCCUUUAGGUGUGACGCUGUCAGAAUCCCAGGCAGAAAACCAUGCCAGCACUGCCACCAGCCCCUCCACCAAGACCCUUGAUAGUCAGGGAGAAGUAUUUGAGAACACUCUUGUAGAAACUGGUCUACCUGUUCCAACUGAAUUGAACAUGGGAAGUGUUGAGACUGCGAGUGACAAUGCCAUUUCCUCCCAUCAAAAUGAUGAGGGAACAACUGAAAUUUCUUCCGCCAGAAACUUACCAUCAUACCCCGACACAAAGGCAGUAAAUGAGUACUUGAAGAAAUUGUCAGAUCAUUCAAUAAAGGAAGAUUCAGAGAAGGGUGAAAAAACACCACCACCUCAGUCUCUUGUAGAAGAAGCAGUUCCUAAUCUUCACAGCCCACCAACCACAAGCACCUCAGCCCUCAACAGCUUGGUGGUCUCUUGUGCAUCUGCUGUUGGUGUGAGAGUGGCAGCUACAUAUGAAGCUGGAGCCUCGUCUCUAAAGAAAGUUAUCAACUUUUAUAAUACAGCCCCAUGUGAAACUGGAAUUCAGACAGGCCCUGAACCUCUGAAAGAUAGUAGAGAAGAACAGGUUAAACAGGAAUCAAUGCAAGGAAAGAAAAGUUCAAGUCUCGUGGAUAUCAGAGAGGAAGAAUCUGAGGGAGGCAGUCGCAGACUCUCCCUUCCUGGAUUGCUGUCACAAGUUUCCCCCAGGCUCUUAAGAAAGGCUGCUCGGGUAAAAACGAGAACAGUGGUUCUGACUCCCACAUACAGUGGAGAGGCAGAUGCACUUCUGCCUUCUCUGAGAACUGAGGUGUGGACCUGGGGAAAAGGGAAGGAGGGGCAGCUGGGGCAUGGCGAUGUGCUGCCCAGACUUCAACCAUUGUGUGUCAAAUGUCUGGAUGGAAAAGAAAUCAUCUAUCUGGAGGCAGGUAGUUACCAUUCUCUUGCACUUACUGCAAAAUCUCAGGUUUACUCAUGGGGAAGCAAUACCUUUGGUCAGCUUGGGCAUUCUGAUUUUCCAACAACAGUUCCUCGACUUAUAAAGUUAAGCAGUGAAAAUGGAGUCUGGAAUGUAGCUGCAGGCCAGGAUUAUUCCCUGUUUUUAGUGGAUACAGAAGAUUUCCAGCCUGGAUUGUAUUACAGUGGCCGACAGGACCCUGAAAAAGGUGCCAGUCUUCCAGAGAAUCCUAGUGGUACUAAGACUCCAGUACUUCUCUCUUGUAGCAAGCUUGGAUAUAUAAGCAGAGUAACGGCAGGAAAAGAUAACUAUCUUACAUUGGUAGACAAAAACAUUAUGGGGUAUAUCGCCAGUCUCCAUGAGUUGGCUACUACAGAAAGACGGUUCUAUUCAAAACUAAGUGAUAUCAAGUCUCAGAUACUCAGGCCUCUUCUUGGUUUAGAAAAUUUGGGUACUGUGACUACAGUCCAGCUCUUGCAGGAGGUGGCAAGCCGAUUCAGCAAGCUGUGUUACUUAAUUGGCCAACAUGGAGCCUCACUGAGCAGCUUCCUUCAAGGGGUAAAGGAAGCCAGGAGUUUGGUCAUUCUGAAGCAUGCAAGUCUCUUCUUGGAUAGUUAUACAGAGUAUUGUAUAUCAAUUACAAAUUUCCUGGUUAUGGGCGGAUUCCAACUUCUUGCUAAGCCUGCCAUUGAUUUCCUAAAUAAAAACCAGGAAUUGUUGCAAGAUUUAUCAGAGGUGAAUGAUGAAAAUACUCAAUUAAUGGAAAUACUGAAUACAUUGUUUUUCUUGCCAAUCAGACGACUUCAUAAUUAUGCAAAAGUUUUGCUAAAGCUUGCUACUUGCUUUGAAGUGACAUCUCCAGAGUAUCAGAAACUGCAGGAUUCCAGUUCUUGUUACGAGUCUCUUGCUCUCCAUCUCGGCAGGAAAAGAAAAGAAGCAGAGUAUACAUUGGGUUUCUGGAAGACCUUUCCAGGAAAAAUGACGGAUUCCUUGAGGAAGCCAGAGCGCCGGCUGCUGUGUGAAAGCAGUAACCGAGCCCUCUCUCUGCAGCAUGCUGGCAGGUUUUCUGUGAAUUGGUUCAUUCUCUUUAAUGAUGCCCUCGUCCAUGCCCAGUUCUCCACACACCAUGUAUUCCCUUUGGCCACACUGUGGGCAGAGCCACUUUCUGAAGAAGCUGGAAGUGUGAAUGGCUUGAAGAUAACUACCCCUGAAGAGCAGUUUACUCUGAUAUCAUCAACACCUCAGGAAAAGAUGAGAAAGCAGUAUACUUGGACUUACCCAAAGUAUGGAGAAUACAGAAUCCCAAACAAGGUUCUGAACAAAGAAGAUCAUUAUGUGGGCCACUGGAAAGAAGGAAAGAUGUGUGGCCAAGGUGUCUAUAGUUACGCCUCUGGUGAAGUGUUUGAAGGCUGUUUUCAAGAUAACAUGCGUCAUGGUCAUGGUCUCCUCCGAAGUGGAAAAUUAACUUCUUCUUCUCCCAGCAUGUUCAUUGGCCAGUGGGUGAUGGAUAAGAAAUCAGGAUAUGGUGUCUUUGAUGAUAUCACAAGGGGAGAAAAAUAUAUGGGAAUGUGGCAAGAUGAUGUAUGCCAGGGGAAUGGAGUGGUAGUUACCCAGUUUGGAUUAUAUUAUGAAGGCAACUUCCACGUUAAUAAAAUGAUGGGAAAUGGGGUUUUACUUUCUGAAGAUGACACUAUCUAUGAGGGAGAAUUUUCUGAUGACUGGACUCUAAGUGGAAAGGGAACACUGACUAUGCCAAAUGGAGAUUACAUUGAAGGCUAUUUUAAUGGAGAAUGGGGAUCUGGGAUAAAAAUUACUGGAACUUACUUCAAACCUAGUCUGUAUGAGACUGAUAAAGAUAGACCCAAAGUUUUCAGGAAGCUAGGGAACUUGGCAGUGCCACCAGAUGAGAAGUGGAGAGCAGUGUUUGAUGAGUGUUGGCAUCAGCUGGGCUGUGAGAGCCCAGGCCAAGGGGAAGUUUGGAAAGCAUGGGAUAAUAUUGCUGUGGCUUUGACCAUCAAUCGGCGCCAGCACAAAGACAGUCCAGAAAUACUAAGUCGUUCACAGACUCAGACACUAGAGAGUUUGGAAUUCAUUCCCCAACAUGUUGGUGCCUUCUCUGUGGAGAAAUAUGAAGACAUUAAGAAAUAUUUAAUAAAGGCCUGUGACACUCCACUGCAUCCACUGGGCAGACUUGUGGAGACACUAGUCGCAGUAUAUAGAAUGACAUACGUAGGUGUGGGAGCCAACCGUCGACUACUGCAGGAGGCAGUAAAGGAGAUUAAGUCAUACCUUAAGCGACUUUUCCAGCUAGUGAGGUUCUUAUUUCCUGAACUUCCUGAAGAAGGAAGUACAAUUCCUCUCUCUGCUCCUCUGCCAACUGAAAGGAAAUCAUUUUGCACUGGGAAGUCAGAUUCCAGAUCUGAAUCUCCAGAGCCAGGUUACGUUGUAACAAGUUCUGGAUUACUGCUUCCUGUGCUACUACCUCGGCUCUACCCACCAUUGUUCAUGCUCUAUGCCUUGGAUAAUGAUCGUGAGGAAGACAUUUACUGGGAAUGUGUUCUGCGUUUAAAUAAGCAGACAGAUAUUGCUCUCUUGGGCUUUCUUGGAGUUCAGAAGAAAUUUUGGCCAGUGACCUUGUCAAUCCUUGGAGAGAGUAAAAAGGUUUUACCAACUACGAAAGAUGCUUGUUUUGCUUCAGCAGUAGAAUGCCUGCAGCAGAUCAGCACAACCUUUACCCCAUCAGACAAACUUAAGGUCAUCCAGCAGACUUUUGAAGAGAUCUCUCAGAAUGUCCUGGCAUCACUCCAGGAAGACUUCUUAUGGUCCAUGGAUGACCUUUUCCCCGUUUUCUUAUAUGUGGUGCUACGGGCCAGGAUUAGGAAUUUAGGCUCUGAGGUGCACCUCAUUGAGGACUUGAUGGACCCCUAUCUUCAGCAUGGGGAACAAGGUAUAAUGUUCACCACCUUGAAGGCAUGUUACUACCAGAUUCAGCGUGAGAAGCUUAACUAAACUGCAUAACAGCUUGCAAAUGGGAUUAUCUACCACCAAGCAUUAUAGCGCCAUCUGGAAUCUUCUUGCAGUGACAAAAAAGAACAAUAUUGAAAUUGGAAAGGACUUUGUAUUAUUUGGUCAUUAUUUCUGAGCCUUACUAAUAAUUAGAAUCCUGAGCCCACAGGGGAGACAGAGACUAUAGCUUUAAGAGAGAUGAAAUCUAAUUAGAUCAGUCGUUGGCCUGUGUUCAGUUCCAAAGGUUUCAUACAUCUACUAUUUGGAAAACAAGGCUAUCCAUUCCCACAGAGAAGGAUAUGUCAACCACAUGAUAUUGUAAGAAAAAUUCCCAGCAUGGUCAGCUUCUUACAUUAAAGAAGUUGGUGAAUAUUUUUGAGUUUCUGGUUUGCCUGAAUCCAUCUGCAGCUUCCCUAGAUCCCUUGGCAAGAAGCAGGCUGAAACUAUGCAGCCACACUGCGCCUUCAUAGGCCCUUUCCAGUCACGUGUGCAGCAUGCUUCUGUGCUAGGGAUGGGAAAAGAAAUUUUUAAACUGCAGUUUUAACUUUUUCUAAGCUUUUACACUAGAGUAGUGCAGAGACUACCACACCCUAACCCCAAACAUGGAGAGCAUCCACAUAGCAGUGUUCUGCCACUUGAUUAAAAUCAACAUAGGAAUUUUGUUUUUGGUGUCCUCAGUAACAGAGAGUCAAUACACUGGAAUUCAAAUGCCCAUCAGCAUUUGUCUGUACGCAACACUGGAUUCCAAUGCUUGGGUCUAAAAGUCUUGACAAGCUUCUGCAAGGAACCUGUUAUAUGGAAUACCAAUGAAAGAACUGCAGUAUUCCCCGGCCUUUGUUGUGGUUCUUUACCUCGCACUGAAUCAGAUGGGAAGAAAGAGGAAAGAAGCUUUGGCUUUUCCCAUCUCAAAAGUAUUAUGGCACCUCAACAUUUUAGUGUUUUGUUUUGUUUUGUUUUUUUACUGUCCUACUGUAGGUUGUUGGUGUACACUGUACUAGUGACACUAGUAGCUGUUAUGGAUAAUAUAGGUGCUCUUUAUCAUCUCAACCCAUACGUACCAUAGUGAGCGGACAUAAUGUUCUGAUUAGGUGAAGUGACUCCGCAGAUGUUAACAGCUUCUGAAAAACGAUCAUGGUUCCUGCUCUACUUUCUAAUCAAGACAAAUGUUUGUUAAAAUAUUGUUUUGGAAUGUUGGCUGUAAUGUUACAGCAAUUUUCAUAAUAAAUUUCAUUCAUCUUUA
This is a messenger RNA of Dipodomys ordii (Ord's kangaroo rat), 6097 nucleotides long. It is a transcript of the gene Als2, whose product is annotated as amyotrophic lateral sclerosis 2 (juvenile). NCBI's taxonomy places the organism in Eukaryota, Metazoa, Chordata, Mammalia, Rodentia, Heteromyidae. Gene Ontology annotation, molecular function: guanyl-nucleotide exchange factor activity. The transcript has 33 exons. Bases 139 to 4860 code for a protein of 1573 amino acids. The record is from RefSeq and is a predicted model, not a curated record.